Molecule: messenger RNA, 6535 nt
Organism: Oryctolagus cuniculus (rabbit)
Lineage: Eukaryota; Metazoa; Chordata; Mammalia; Lagomorpha; Leporidae
Source: RefSeq, a predicted model, not a curated record
GGCCUGCGGCCCCUGCUGGGCCUCGGGGGCCAGGGUUCCCUACGCUCUGAUUUGCAGAAGCUUCGUCUGGCAGGACCACUCCCCGCUCCGGCCUCGCAGACUGCGGGGAUUCGGCACCCUGGCGGAGUAGUGGUCACUUUAGGCGUCGGAGGACAAGCUGGGGGAAGCGGAGUCCCCUCCACCCAUUCCCGUGACAUGUAUGAGAUUCCUGCCAUGUGCCAGGCUCUGAAGAAGCAGUCGGGAAGGACGAGAGGAUGGGUGACAUCCGGCCUCGCCGCCUCUGAAGCUCGCGGGGAGCGGCCGUGCAUGGUGCGCUGACCCGCGGAGGGAGCCGAGCGGCGUGGGUCCCACCCUCGCCUGCUGGUGCGUCUUGCAGGUGGUAGUCCAGGGGAAACGCAGCAGCUGGAAUCCUUUAACCCGCUCAGCGUCUCCACCGUGGUCCACAGCCCCGAGUUUAGGAGUGUUGAAAAACUCCAGGUGAUUUUCACGUGCUGACACGUUUGCGUGUCACUGCAGUAGCAACUGACAGUAACAUUUUCUGUAAAGAUACAAACACCUGAAAGGCUCAGUGCUCCUGUAAACAAAGCUCUACAGAUAGAAGGUGGAAAGACCACUGUUUCACUUUGGAAUAGACAACAGUUAAAGACAACAACCAAAUCACAAGAUGACGGCUUCAUAUACAUGAAGAUGAGAGCAUCUUAGAUGAUCUGGACGGGCCCUACAUUUCUUGAUCCGUUAUGAGUCAGAAGAGGAGAAGGCACGGGCAGAGAAGGCCGGGCCGUGUGAAGGUAGAGGUCCAGAGUGGAGCACCGCGGGCUCGAGCGGCAGCAGAAGCUGGGAGAGACAGGAAGCGAACCUGCUCUGGAGCCAGUGCAGGGAGGGCUGCCUGCUGACACCUUGACUUUAGACCAGAGCUUCCAGAGAGCGCAUUUGUGGUCUGUCUAUGAUGGUGAGGAACAUGGACGAUUCAUGGAGAAGCUGGAAACUCGCAUCCGCAAUCAUGACCGAGAAAUUGAGAAGAUGUGCAACUUUCAUUACCAGGGCUUUGUGGACUCCAUAACUGAACUACUGAAAGUGAGGGGAGAAGCCCAGAAACUCAAAAAUCAAGUGACAGAUACUAAUAGAAAACUCCAGCAUGAGGGAAAAGAACUGGUAAUAGCGAUGGAAGAGCUGAAGCAGUGUCGGCUACAACAGAGAAAUAUUUCUGCCACUGUUGAUAAAUUGAUGCUGUGUCUUCCAGUCCUAGAGAUGUACAGUAAACUGAGGGACCAGAUGAAAACUAAAAGGCAUUAUCCUGCACUGAAAACUCUGGAACAUCUGGAACAUACCUAUUUGCCUCAAGUAAGCCACUAUCGCUUCUGCAAGGUGAUGGUGGACAACAUCCCUAAACUUCGAGAAGAAAUAAAGGAUGUUUCCAUGUCUGAUCUCAAAGACUUUUUGGAGAGCAUCCGCAAACAUUCAGACAAAAUUGGAGAGACUGCCAUGAAGCAAGCUCAACAACAAAGAAACCUGGAUAACAUCAUUUUGCAACAACCCAGAAUAGGUAGCAAGAGAAAAUCUAAGAAAGAUGCCUAUACAAUCUUGGAUACAGAAAUAGAAAGUACUAGCCCCAAGUCUGAACAGGAUUCAGGAAUUCUGGAUGUUGAAGAUGAAGAAGAUGAUGAAGAGGUACCUGGGGCCCAAGAUUUGGUGGAUUUCUCUCCUGUUUAUCGAUGUCUACAUAUAUAUUCUGUCCUGGGUGCUCGGGAAACUUUUGAGAACUACUAUCGAAAACAGAGGCGAAAACAGGCCCGUCUGGUACUUCAGCCUCCAUCUAACAUGCAUGAAACUUUAGAUGGCUAUAGGAAAUAUUUUAAUCAAAUUGUAGGCUUUUUUGUGGUUGAAGAUCAUAUUUUGCAUACAACCCAGGGAUUAGUAAAUAGAGCCUACAUUGAUGAACUAUGGGAAAUGGCACUUUCAAAAACCAUAGCAGCACUCCGAACCCACUCGUCUUACUGCUCUGAUCCAAACCUUGUGUUAGACUUGAAAAACCUCAUUGUACUUUUUGCUGAUACACUUCAGGUGUAUGGUUUUCCUGUAAAUCAACUUUUUGAUAUGCUGUUAGAAAUCAGAGAUCAGUACAGUGAAACUCUGCUGAAGAAGUGGUCAGGUAUUUUCAGGACCAUACUUGAUUCUGACAACUACAGUCCCAUACCAGUAACAAGUGAAGAGAUGUAUAAAAAGGUGGUAGGACAAUUCCCAUUCCAGGAUAUAGAGCUGGAAAAGCAGUCAUUUCCAAAAAAGUUUCCUUUCUCUGAAUUUGUGCCAAAAGUUUACAACCAAAUUAAAGAAUUUAUCUACGCCUGCCUUAAGUUUUCAGAAGAUCUUCAUCUAAGUUCAACGGAAAUUGAUGACAUGAUUCGUAAAUCUACAAACCUGUUGCUCACCAGGACUCUGAGUAACUCUCUGCAGAAUGUGAUCAAAAGGAAGAACAUUGGUCUUACUGAGCUUGUUCAGAUUAUUAUCAAUACAACACACUUGGAGAAAUCCUGUAAGUACCUGGAAGAAUUCAUCACCAAUAUCACUAAUGUACUCCCAGAAACAGUCCACACCACCAAGCUCUAUGGCACCACAACUUUCAAGGAUGCUCGACAUGCAGCUGAAGAAGAGAUUUAUACCAACUUAAACCAGAAGAUUGACCAGUUCCUACAGCUGGCAGACUACGACUGGAUGACGGGAGACUUAGACAACAAAGCUAGUGACUACCUGGUAGACCUCAUUGCCUUUCUGCGUAGCACCUUUGCUGUAUUCACACACCUUCCUGGAAAGGUGGCUCAGACAGCAUGUAUGUCAGCUUGCAAGCAUUUAGCCACAUCCUUGAUGCAGCUUUUGCUGGAAGCCGAAGUAAGGCAGCUUACCUUGGGAGCAUUGCAGCAGUUCAACUUGGAUGUCAGAGAAUGUGAACAGUUUGCCAGAUCCGGCCCGGUGCCUGGGUUCCAGGAGGACACGCUGCAGUUGGCCUUCAUCGACUUGAGACAACUUUUAGAUCUCUUCAUCCAGUGGGAUUGGUCAACCUACCUUGCUGACUAUGGUCAACCCAACUGCAAAUACCUCCGGGUAAACCCAGUGACAGCCCUGACACUGCUUGAGAAGAUGAAGGAUACCAGCCGCAAGAACAACAUGUUUGCACAGUUUCGGAAAAACGAGCGAGACAAGCAGAAAUUGAUUGACACUGUGGCCAAGCAGCUCCGGGGACUCAUCAGCAGCCACCACUCGUGAAGCCUGGCCGGGAGCCCCACAGGCGCUCGCUGCGGCCCCGCAGCCUGGGAUCCGGCCCGGCUGGCCUGCAUUUGUGCAUUCUUCUUCAAAGAGAGCAUAUGUAUUUUUUUAUUAACUCCUGUACAGUAUUCACAUAACCUUUCCCUGCAGUAAGAGGUGUAAGAAUACGCGCGUCUGUGAGAUGUUGCUGGGCUGGGACUCAGGGGAAGUUAUCACUGUGCUCUCUGCGUUAUGAUUCUGGAGAGGGGGUGGGGUUGUCAGUCCCAGGGUGAUGCACUGCCUGUUGUCCAUGGCUCAGGAGCUUCGAGCUGGGCUCAGGAACGGCACAGGUACUUGGCACUGGGAGGCAGAGAGUAAGCCCAGGAGAAGGCAGUGUGUCCUGUCCACUCUCGGGCACCCCCGUUCCCCGCACAGCUGAGGCUGCCGCUGCUUGCCCAGCAUUCACGGCCAUGUCACACGCUGCAGGCCAGCGCACCGUGCUGGAGGAGCUUCUCUUUAGGCGGCUGACUUCCCCGGGCUGGGGGACAGGCAUGGCGCGCGGCCGGGGGCAGCUUCCCUCCAGUCCCCUGAGGAUGGCAGUUUCUGUAGCCUCGGUCUGUCCCGAGGCUUUCACUGCUCAUUUUUCUGCGGGCAGGAUAGCGUUGAGUAGGCGGCGGCAGCAGUCGGACGCCGUGGUUAACUGCAGGCUGCCCCUACACUAGGCAUAUUGGGCCGCAACCCUAGGAGUUUUCCGAGCUCUGUAAGCCAGCUGGAAUGGAAUCAAAGCCCCGGUGCCUUUUCCUUUCAUCUCAUUUCCUUCUUUCAAAGCCUGAGCACUCGGUCCAGGGCAGAGGUCAACAGUGUACCGGUGCUCUUAGGGAGCCCCAGACUUGGCCUCUGCGGCCACUGAGAGGGGCUGGUGAGCAAGGCCCGAGCUCAGGAGCCUGAACGUGCCCCGCUUUAGCCUGCAGGGAGGCCUAAGGAGUACUGGAGAUGGCCCCUGUGAGCUUUGAAACCAGUUUCCUGGCCACCAUCUUUGAAGGAACGGGCAUCGGCUGUGCACUGUGGGGGUGGCCACGGCUGGACUUGAUGUUCCUAGGGACAGAGCUGCUGUCACCCUGAAGUAGCCAGGCCCAGCCAUGCUCGAGGUUUCUCGCCUCGGACACCACUGUCCCGCGCUGCAUUCUGGGUUAUACGAUCACGGAGCUCGAGCGCAAGGCUCUGUCCCCGGAGCCCCUCCUGACUACCUUUUGGCCUCACCUGAGGAAGACUGCCUGUAACCCUGUCCCCCACUGCCUGGGGCCUGGGCCAGCUUAGCUUGGCGGCCGUGUCCGCUGUUCCAAACGUAGUCCCCAGACUUACGUAAGGACUUUGCGACGAGGCCAGUCAGGGCAGCCUGCACCUUCAGACCCUUCAGCAAGAUGCUGCCAUGGCUCCUGGCAAGAAUGUAAGUGCACAUCACCAAACAAUGACACGUAAGCUGCACAGCUCUCCCAGGGCGGUCAGUGGGGGAGACCUUCUUGCACAGCGUUUCCACUGCUCCUGUCAGUACUGCGAGCUUCCGGGGGCACUCUACUUCCUUUUUCCCUCUGCAGCCCCUAGCUUCACCCCAUCCUCUCACAUCUCAGAAAUCUUGGGGAAGAAAACACACACUCACUGAUAGAGCCUUCCUCAAAGCUGGAGAGAGCAGGCUGUGUGCGACACUCAGGCACCUGCUUCGGCCCAGCCUGAGGACUAGGCAGUCGGCCCAGGGUCAAGGGUAACAUGGUCUCCCCGAACUUGGCAAGCCGAAGGAAGGCAGGGGUGCAUGGGAAGGAAACCCGCGCCAGCGUCUCCAGGCCCUAGACUUCGUUGAGAAGAGUGAGAAAUGUUCCAGUAGUGAGUCCUCUUGCUUGAGGUGGACUAAACGCCCUCCUUCCUAGCACCCAGUUUGCAGCAAGGGCCCGUCAGCUGGAAGGGCUGAGACCUUGACGUGGGGAACGAGGAGCUUCAGCGUGUGGUGGGGCUUUCAUUCUUAGGGAGUCGUUAUUGCUGGUCCGAUCUCAGCCUUCUGCCCUGGAAGAACUGUGCUGUCGAGAACAAGGUGGAGAGGGUGGAGGGUCGGGGCCGCUCUGCACCUGCACCGGGGAGUCCUCCUGAAAGAGAAAGCCGGCUAAGCUCAUGGCUCCUAAGAAAGGGCCCCGACUGUGUCCCGCUCCUCUCUCAGUCUGUCUGCAAUCUUCCUUAACAACAGCCAACAUGCUGCUACUGAGUUGGGUGUAGAGAUGUACUCUUAGCAGGCCAGGGAAGGUCAAAACGGAGACCAGCAACGUCAACGCAUCUUAAAGUGGGGUGAGGUGAGAUGAUUACUUUAUUCUUUUUAGUUUGUCUAUAAGCCUAUAGGCUGGCCAUCCCUUGAGAGGACUGAGCAAAACAUGGAUGCCCAACACCCCUCACCCUCCCCAGAUCUGGCUUCAAGUGCCUACAGAUGUGAUGUGCCCUGAGAGCCUCAGUCAAGGGGGGGAUGGGAGAUGGGAAGCCCCCCCGCCUUCUAGUCACCGUGAACCUGUGGUCAAGUUCUUGGAGAACCCAUGUCCAUGUUCCAAAAGGGACAAUCUGAUUUGGGACCCUAGUGGUUUUCAGUAGUCACAUAGGUGUUGGCAUAGUUUUAACGUUCAUAGGAAAACCAGACUGUAUGUGAAGCUACUGGGGGUGGGGAAAACAGGACCUGGAAAUUGGAUGCAGUUGGAGAGGCCCUGUUGGCAAAGGGCAUGUGAGCUUCCAGGGAGUGCUUCCCAGUGUUUCCAUUGCACACUGGGCCUAGUGGCCUCCCAGUUCUUGCUGUAGCCUGGCUUCAUUGCACACUGGAGUGCUCGCUCAGCCAGUCCUAGACCCAGGGCGCUUUGUCCCGCAAGAUCGGUGUUGCCCGUGGCCUUCCUCUCCAGGCCUCCCAGCACAGUGCCCGGGGGCUGUGACAGGAGGCCUCCCCUCUUACUCUUCCUCCUCCCAGGCCCCCAGACUGCUUCAGUUGCCUCUUUUUGGUUCCUUGCCUGCAUUCACACUUUUCACUAAUGCGUCGGAAAUGGCCUUUUCAUUUUGCACACAUGGAUGUACAUUGAUUGGGAAAAUCCAGUAAAGUCCGCUUUUAACUCUAAAGGGCACGUUUUUCUCUACAACUCACUAGAGAAACUACUGACGCAGAUGGGCCGUGUGGGUAGGGGACAGUUCCUCUGUGGAAAGAGCAUGUUUAUUCCCUUGUAUAUUUUCCUCUUUUACCUGCUAUUAAACGAGAGAGCCUACAUACCUGUUUCAAAAGCCA